CAAAACAAUCAGGUUAUAGGAUAUUUUCGGUUCCUAAAAAAAUCUGGUCAGCUGUCGAGAGGCGAAUGGUUGAAUUUGUAUGAAAAGUCAUUCCAUCUCAGCUGACGGAGAUAUUCUCCUCUGGUUGCAUCUUAAACUCAUGUCUCCUUUUGGCAAAGAGACGCCUCGCUUAAUCCAACGUCGUCAUUCUGUUUAAGACUGCCGAGAGCACUGAUUGGUCGUUUUGGAUGUUGUUGCUUCUCUUGCGGACUGUGAGUUCGACAACACGCUCUGCAGACUUUGGAGACAGUGCUGAAAGCCGUCCGUGCAUCAGAGCAGUGCGCGGCAGCAAGCCCAGCAGCCCUCUAAUGGGUCACUGACCAUGACGCGCAGGAGGUUCUUUGCGCAAAUUGGUUAUCCUCGUUUUCACCACAUAUUUUAGCAAAACAAAAUGGUCCUGCUUUAAUUGUUACUUCUGUUGACAUUUUAAUGUAUUGAUUUAUUUAUUAAAGAAAUGGACGGUGUUCCACCAGAAGAGAAGACACCUUCUGGGACACUGAUGGAGGAAGAGGGGAAUCUUAGCAGCGCUGAUAAUAGCGAGGGAGAAAGCGAUUCUCCGUCAAUAGCCAUGCUGCCUCUUCAGGCCGCCCAACAGGCCCACAGAACAACCAACUUCUUCAUUGAUAACAUCCUACGACCGGAUUUUGGAUGCAGGAAAGAACUCGAUCUAAGUACGAGAGAGAAGGCGCAAAGUUCCUGCCCGGACCUUUGUAGGUCGUUUCCAGUGUCAGCAUGCCUGGACUCCAGCUGCAGCAGCGACAGCAAUUCAUCCUCCAUCGCCAGUCCCAAAAAGUGCAGCAACGGCGACACAGCAGCCCCUGGAUCAAAGAGCGAGGUGUUCAAACCCGAGGAGAACCCCGGAGAGGAUGCUGUCUCCUCUCUAGUAGUGCUAAACGGGAAGGGUACCACUACGGCGGAGAACCAACCCAUGCUCUGGCCCGCUUGGGUCUACUGUACCCGCUACUCUGACAGGCCCUCUUCUGCAGGCCCAAGGACGCGGAAAUUGAAAAAAUCCAAAAGCAGCAAAGAGGACAAACGGCCUCGGACGGCCUUCACGGCCGAGCAGCUCCAGAGGCUGAAGACGGAGUUCCAGGUGAACCGCUACAUCACGGAGCAGCGGCGGCAGUCUUUGGCCACAGAGCUCAACCUCAACGAGUCUCAGAUCAAAAUCUGGUUUCAGAACAAGCGAGCCAAGAUAAAAAAGGCCAGCGGCUUUAAGAACGGCCUGGCGCUGCAGCUGAUGGCACAGGGACUAUACAACCAUUCCACCACAACCAUCCAGGAGGGCAAAGAGGACAGUGACUGAAGAGCUGAGCUGUUGAUUGGACACUGCUUCUGAUCCUCUCCUUAACAUUAACUGACUCUUCUUAGAGGAGGCAAAAAGACUAGUGACACAAACCAAAGAUUUUCAACAGGACAUCUGUUAAAAUGAUGCAGCUCAUGUUCAGCUUCAGGUCCCACAGAACCCAGGAGAAUAGUCCAGUUUGGCUGCAACAAUCCUAACACGUUGGACACUAAUAGUCCUCUAGGAUGGUUGGAUGGACAAGAGAAGAUAUGCAGCCAAUUCACUGAAAAAGCUGCAACUAUCCAGAGGGGCCAUUGCCUUUUCACAAUCAGCUGUAAGCUCAAUGGUUUUUUUAUUAUUAUUGUUAGGUUUGUCCAUGUUAAGAUUACUGCUGUUAUUACUUGGAUUAUCUUAAUCCAGCACCAUUUAGAAAUUAUUUCAGUUGGACAAUAAAAAAAUCCCAAUAAGCCUAAUAAGAUAUAGCCCUACAAACGUCUAAACUAAACACGAACUGCUAAAUUAAUUAGGCUACCAGUUUAUUGUUUAAAAAUAAUACAUUAUUUGGCAGAGAGUUAAGUUACAGUAACAGAUAGCCUACUAAACAAAACGCUAAUGCUCAUCAUUUGAAAAAAAAAAAUUAUAGGUUCUGUUUGUAAUUUAAAUGUGAGUAUUACAUAAUUCGUUUAAACUUUAAUGUAGCUAAUAUUGUAUGCCAAUUUAUACAAUUAUUUUCCAUAACGCAAGAGGUUCGGAUCAGGACUGUUGUAGAGAUACAACUACAGAAAGAUAAAGCCAUGUUUGCAUUCAGGCUAAAUCUUUCCAAAUAAACAGUUUUACGUUCCAUCAAAUAUAUUCAUAGCAAGCCCGUUUUUUUCCCCUCAGUGAAUGAAACUGAAUAGUCAUUAAAACUGCAAGUGUCUGCUUAGAAGCGGAGGUCUCGGCUCAUAUGUGGGAGAGGUGAGCUCACUCCGCGGAACGCGCCGCUAUCAGAGAUGUUGAAAGCGUUGCAGAGCAUGAAAUUAUCUUCUCUCUACAUUCAGCCAUUUCAUCAGCUGCCAUCCAAAUUCACGCUUUGAACACAAAUAUGCUGCGAUUAUGGCGUUCAGCUUCCCUGGGCUUAAGGUCUGCUGUCGGGAAAACAAAGAAAAAAAGAAACACCCAUUACGGGUAAUUGGAAAUUAGGCGUUUAUUUUACAAAAUAUAUCAAGUCGUUGAUGUCUGGACUGCUUAUACAUUAUCUAAUAAAAAUAAUUUAAAAUCUUUAAGCAAUUCAAAUUUUAUUUUAAAUGUUUUAAUACUGUUUUUUUUUUAUGUUGUUGUUGUUUCAGUUCAGUCAAAUAAGGAGUCAACAGAUAUCAGCCUACACAUCGCGGGCCUAUUCAAACACCUCAAUUGAAACAACACAAAAUAAGUCUUGUUUGUUUAAAAAAAAUCUAAAAAGAUUAAUUUUCUCACCAGAGAUGGCCAUUUAUGAAUGUGUGUGAAUGUAGACAUGAAGAUGCUGCCUCAAUAUGCUCACAUAGGCUACAUGCACAUCCCACACUUAGAAAUAAAAAACUUAAACGUUUUGAAUGCAAUUAUUCAUGCAAACAUUUUGGAUAUUUAUGAUACAAAUUUGUAAAAGCUGUCAUACAUAUAAGAUGUAAAUACGGUAUGAAUUGUUUUAUAGCAGGUGCAGGUAACGGUCCUGCAAAUGUCAGCCAAUGUAACACUGAGCUUGAUGCUUAACAGAUGAAUAUAACUUAUGUUCUGCAGAAGUGGCUGUUUAUAAUAAAACAUAUUUUCCUUAGUAAA
Cyprinodon tularosa is the source of this 3118-nucleotide messenger RNA. It is a transcript of the gene en1a, whose product is annotated as engrailed homeobox 1a. NCBI's taxonomy places the organism in Eukaryota, Metazoa, Chordata, Actinopteri, Cyprinodontiformes, Cyprinodontidae. Gene Ontology annotation, cellular component: nucleus. Gene Ontology annotation, molecular function: DNA-binding transcription factor activity, RNA polymerase II-specific; RNA polymerase II cis-regulatory region sequence-specific DNA binding. The transcript is spliced from 2 exons. The record is from RefSeq and is a predicted model, not a curated record. Bases 494 to 1345 code for a protein of 283 amino acids. Gene Ontology annotation, biological process: neuron differentiation; multicellular organism development; regulation of transcription by RNA polymerase II.